AUGACCAGAAGGAACCAUGAGGAUGGUGGAGGGCUAGGUACUGGUAUACCCAGGAACCAUGAGGAUGGUGGAGAGCUAGGUAUUAGUAUACCCAGGAACCAUGAGGAUGGUGGAGAGCUAGGUACUGGUAUACCCAGAAACCAUGAGGAUGGUGGAGAGCUAGGUACUGGUAUACCCAGGAACCAUGAGGAUGGUGGAGAGCUAGGUACUGGUAUACCCAGGAACCAUGAGGAUGGUGGAGGGCUAGGUACUGGUAUACCCAGGAACCAUGAGGAUGGUGGAGAGCUAGGUACUGGUAUACCCAGGACCCAUGGGGAUGGUGGAGGGCUAGGUACUGGUAUACCCAGGAACCAUGAGGAUGGUGGAGGGCUAGGUACUGGUAUACCCAGGAACCAUGAGGAUGGUGGAGGGCUAGGUACUGGUAUACCCAGGAACCAUGAGGAUGGUGGAGGGCUAGGUACUGGUAUACCCAGGAACCAUGAGGAUGGUGGAGAGCUAGGUACUGGUAUACCCAGAAACCAUGAGGAUGGUGGAGAGCUAGGUACUGGUAUACCCAAGAACCAUGAGGAUGGUGGAGGGCUAGGUACUGGUAUACCCAGGAACCAUGAGGAUGGUGGAGGGCUAGGUACUGGUAUACCCAGGAACCAUGAGGAUGGUGGAGGGCUAGGUACUGGUAUACCCAGGAACCAUGGGGAUGGUGGAGGGCUAGGUACUGGUAUACCCAGGAACCAUGAGGAUGGUGGAGGGCUAGGUACUGGUAUACCCAGGAACCAUGAGGAUGGUGGAGGGCUAGGUACUGGUAUACCCAGGAACCAUGGGGAUGGUGGAGGGCUAGGUACUGGUAUACCCAGGAACCAUGAGGAUUGUGGAGGGCUAGGUACUGGUAUACCCAGGAACCAUGAGGAUGGUGGAGGGCUAGGUACUGGUAUACCCAGGAACCAUCAGGAUGGUGGAGAGCUAGGUACUAGUAUACCCAGGAACCAUGGGGAUGGUGGAGGGUUUAGAGAAGAGGACUGA
This is a messenger RNA of Oncorhynchus nerka (sockeye salmon), 1017 nucleotides long. RefSeq lists its product as uncharacterized. The record is from RefSeq and is a predicted model, not a curated record. Bases 1 to 1017 code for a protein of 338 amino acids. The transcript is spliced from 2 exons. NCBI's taxonomy places the organism in Eukaryota, Metazoa, Chordata, Actinopteri, Salmoniformes, Salmonidae.